Messenger RNA from Cylindrotheca closterium, 1017 nucleotides. The record is from the annotation of a GenBank genome assembly. NCBI's taxonomy places the organism in Eukaryota, Bacillariophyta, Bacillariophyceae, Bacillariales, Bacillariaceae.
AUGAUGAACAAACAGCAACAGCCACUACAGGUGGAUCUUCUUGGAUCCUCAUCUGCAUCAGGGGCGAGUGGUGAAACAGAUACCCAGAAUAUCGUAACUUCCUCUGCCUUACUGUCAGCGAAAGCGUUUUCUUCAAAUUCACAGCUCUCUCAACUCAAUUUUCCAUGCAAGUUGCACCGGAUAUUGAAUAAUCCCGAGUACAGUGACAUAAUCUGCUGGCUACCCCAUGGUAGAUCUUGGCGUUUGCAACAACAACAGAGAUUCGAAAAGGAGGUUCUACCGAUAUUCUUUCGCCAUGGGAGGUAUGCUUCAUUUGCUCGUCAAAUCAAUGGAUGGGGCUUUCGGAGGAUCGCAUCAGGUCCAGAUUUCAACAGCUACCAUCAUGAGCUCUUUCUCCGCGAUGCACCCGAUAUGUGUUUGAGAAUGACAAGGCCCUCUGCGGCAGAACUUGCCGAAAGAAAGAGGUCGGAACCUGAUUCACCACCUAACUUUUAUCUCAUGCCAAAAAUAAACCCCGAGAGUGCUGAUCCUCAACAGCAGCCACCCCAAAUCCCACCAGUGAUGGUGGAAGGAUGCUCAUCGUCAGAAAGCUCAUCCGCAGCACAAGGAGACGAUUAUAUGAUCAAUCUGAUACGUCGAAUAGCUGUGUAUGCACCCCAACAGCAAGAUAUGAUGUUGCAACUGGAACUGGGCAUGCUAGACAAGCAACGACAAGAAAUAUUGGAGCAGAUGAAGCAAGUGAAGACUGCUUUUCAUGGAAGUAGCAAUCAUAUCUACACUGCUGAUGCUAAUGUUAGCCGAAUAUCACCCACCAUGAACUUCCCAUCACCACAGGAACGUGAGUCACUUCAAUAUCACCAGGUGGCAAAGAUCAACCACAUAUCCAAUCUAGUAGGAGCUUCUUCGUCUGAUGCACAAGCCUCCUUCCAACAUCAACCAAUGAUCAGUAACCUCGCGCAACGAGCGGCUCUUGAGAUGUACUUGCAGCAGAUGGGUCAAAUUCCUAGUCAUUUUUAA